Messenger RNA from Tilletiaria anomala UBC 951, 1863 nucleotides. RefSeq lists its product as uncharacterized. The coding region runs from base 1 to 1863 and encodes 620 amino acids. The record is from RefSeq and is a predicted model, not a curated record. Gene Ontology annotation, cellular component: nucleus; cytoplasm. Gene Ontology annotation, molecular function: DNA binding; FAD binding. Gene Ontology annotation, biological process: circadian regulation of gene expression; entrainment of circadian clock by photoperiod. The transcript has 2 exons. NCBI's taxonomy places the organism in Eukaryota, Fungi, Basidiomycota, Exobasidiomycetes, Georgefischeriales, Tilletiariaceae.
AUGAAGGAAAAUAAGACCGAGAGCAAGUCCAAGUCAGACGUCGACCACAGCAGCGAUGAAGAGGAGGCUAGUUAUCCGGCUCGCAAGCGAAGCAAAAAAGAGGAUGGAGACGCGAAGAAGUCGACAUCGAGCGCUCCCGCAUACGGCAAGGGCCAUCCCAGGGCCAACGAGCUCAACCCCCGGCUGCCUAAGAACGUCACCCCACUGGAGGACCUUCGCAAAGCCCUCUCUUCGAUUAGGACGCUAGAGCCAACGUGGACCAAUGGCAGAAAUGUGAUCUACUGGCAGCGCAACAAGGAUCUCCGUAUCGCCGACAAUCACGCGCUGAGCCUCGCGUCGUCGAUCGCGCAGAAGAACAAGGCGCACAUCAUUGCUCUGCACGUGCUCUCGCCGUCCGACUACGCGGCGCACGACCGUAGUCCGAGGCGCGUGGAUUUCAUCCUGCGCAAUUUGCGCAUCCUACAAAAGGACUUCAAAGAGCGCUUCAACAUCCCAUUUGUCGUCGUAGAGCACAAGGACCGUAAGACGCUGGUGGACAGGGUGCUUCAGCUUGCAGACGAGUGGGGGGCGACAAACAUCUGCGGCAACAUCGAAUAUGAGGUGGACGAGUUGUGGCGCGAUGCAGCGCUUGUCCGCAAAGCGGAGAAAUCAAAGAACACCAUACAUGCAGCCUUUGUGGACGAUGCCUAUGUCGUCCCCCCCGGAAAGGUCAUCACCAAAGAUGGAAGACCAUACAGUGUUUUUUCGCCUUGGAAUCGUGCGUGGACGGCGUACAUUGAGAAACAUAAGGACAUGCUCGAGGCGCAUCCUGACCCGGAACCUAACGACAAAAAGGCUAUCACGAGCGACAGUAAGUUGCAGAAGCUCUUCGACAGCAAAGUACCGGACCACGUCAGCGGCUUUGAGUGCGAUGCCGAUGACCAAAAGUAUAUGGCCAAGCUCUGGCCGGCGGGAGAGGAGGCCGCACAGAAGGUGCUGCAGAACUUCUUCUACAGCAAAGGCGGCAUAUCCAUGUUCGAGGAGCCUGCGACGGGCGAACCGAGGACCAUGGUCAAGGAAGCCGACGCGAAGAAGGGAGAGGAGACGCGUCUGUCUCGCUACAGCACUGGGCGCAAUCUAAUGAACGAGAACGGGACAUCGCACAUCUCGCCCUACCUCGCCGCUGGCAUCGUCUCGGCGCGCGAGUGUCUGCGCCAGACGAAGGCUAUCACAAAGAACCGCCUGCACGUCGGCCGCGACUCGGGCCCGGCCAUGUGGAACACGGAGAUAUCCUUCCGCGACUUCUACGCGCACGUCCUCUCCGCGUGGCCACGUGUCUGCAUGGGCCGCGCAUAUCUGCUGAAGUAUGAGGACGUCAUCUGGGAGAGCGCGGAAGGGGAAAACUUGGAGAGGUGGAAGCAGGGCAAGACUGGCUACCCGAUCGUCGAUGCGGCCAUGCGCCAGUGCAAGAAGCAGGGAUACAUGCAUAACCGCGGGAGGAUGAUCACCGCCAUGUUUCUUACUAAACAUCUCAUGAUCGAUUGGAGGGAGGGCGAAAGGUGGUUCAUGCAGAACUUGAUCGACGGCGACUUUGCCAGCAACAAUGGUGGCUGGCAAUGGUCUGCCUCAACCGGCACCGACCCGCAGCCGUACUUCCGCAUCUUCAACCCGCUCAGCCAGUCCGAGAAGUCCGACCCGGAUGGAUCGUACAUCCGGCACUGGGUGCCCGAGCUGAAGAAUGUCAAGGGGAACGCAAUCCACGCGCCCUAUGACCGCAUGUCGAAGGCUGAGUUUGAUAAGUUGGGAUACCCCAAGCCGAUCGUUGAGCAUACUGAGGCGAGGCAGAGGGCGCUGAGGAGGUUCAAAGCACCCGGCAAGAAGUAG